GAACUCCGGUUUGUGUGUCUGUCACAGGUCUGUCAAAGUAUUUAGCUAACGCUAUCUUAGCACUCUCCCAAAGAAUCUGACCAGGAAACACGUUAACACCCAUUUUAAGGAGACUCAACAGCUAUCUACCAACUACGCAGCGGAUGGCCCGGACAGCACUUGUCGUAGGACCGACAUAAGAGGGACACCAAUCCGAACCUCUUAAUGAGUAAUGAACCUUAACCCCUUCUGGAGCAUGUCUGCAAAUACAAGUCGUAAGCAGAGACCUGACAACGAGGAACAGAGCGGGCACGUGGAGCAGAGAGCCAGUCCAGCCCGGCUUCCCUUCGGCAAAAAACAGCUUCCACCUAUUCCUAAGAAUGCAGCACCGGUUACCAAACCUGCAUCAGCUGGCACUCCAGUGCAGUCGGCCAAUGGCACACAUGCGUCCUAUGGCCCCUUUUACUUGGAGUACUCUCUGCUGGCUGAGUUUACACUGGUGAUUAAGCAGAAGCUCCCUGGAAUUUAUGUCCAGCCAUCCUACAAAUCAGCACUAAUGUGGUUUGGGGUCAUAUUCAUCAGACAUGGACUGUACCAAGAUGGAGUCUUCAAAUUCACUGUGUAUAUUCCAGACAACUAUCCAGAUGGAGAAUGUCCAAAAUUAGUAUUUGACAUCCCAGUCUUCCAUCCACUUGUUGACCCUGUGUCUGGAGAGCUUGAUGUCAGAAGAGCUUUCACCAAAUGGAGACGGAACCACAACCACAUCUGGCAAGUCCUGAUGUAUGCACGUACAAUUUUCUACAAGAUCAAUACCACAGAACCCCUUAACCCAGAGGCUGCAGUGCUGUAUGAAAAGGAUGUGCAUUUGUUCAAAAGCAAAGUGGUAGAUAGCGUAAAACUAUGCAACAGUCAUCUUUUUGACCAGCCCAAAAUAGAUGACCCCUACGCAAUAAGUUUUUCUCCAUGGAACCCAGCUGUACAUGACGAGGCGAAAGAGCGAAUGUUCACAUACAAAAGACGGCCUGAGGAUCACCACAAGGGAACACAGGUGUCAGGGUUGUCUUGGGUGAAGCCUGGAUCGACGCAGCCCUUCAGCAAAGAUGACAGCUCUCCCCAGAGCUGAGGCUGCAGUGUCCUCGAAGCAGCCACUAGAGGGAUCCACAUGCAUCAAAUGCCAUGCCAUUGGCUUACCUCAGCUGUUUAUAGGAUCUGGGUCCUUGACACAGUGGGAGAACUUUACACUAAAUCUCUACGUUAUUGCUCAGCUUUAAAAGCUUUGUAGGCAUCUCCUCAAAACAGCUUUAGAAUAAGGAAACAAAGUUUGUAUCAUAUGUAAAUCAAUGACGACAAAUGGAUGUCCCAGCAACAUCAUUUAGGCUGUGAUGCAGUGAGAGCUUUCUCAUUUAGAUGAUCAGAUCCAUGCACAUGUUGGGCAAGGUGGCAUGUCAUGCUGUCCUUGAAGGAGCUAAAAAGUAUGAGAUAGCAAUCACAUGGUAAGUUGAGUGGGAAAAAAAAAAAAGACUUACACUGCUUUUGUGAAAUUGGCUCAGGACUGUUCAUUAGUCAGACUUGGAAUGUUUUAGUUACAGCUGUGUGAGUAAAACAUCCAAAUCGACACUCCUCACAGAACCCAAUUUUAUUGACUUGUUUUAUUAUUGGACAAUGAUUUCGUUUUUUAGUCCCACUGUGUAAACUGUUGUCUUACAUAGUUCCUAAUAUAUAUGUAUAACGCAGAGCAGGAAAGUAUGGAUCUUCAAGAGAUGCUAAAUAAGUAAGCUCAUUUAUUUUAUUUUGUCUGAUUUUAAAUCAUUUUGAAUGUUCCUGUAUCGUUUGAUAUUAAAGGUUUGGUGUGUAAAUAAUGGAUACUGUGCUCAGCUUUGACUUUGAGAGAUGUGUCUGUGUCAAUGCUUGGGUCUUUGAGGUGAAUGGCUUGGUUUUAGCUUUCUUUGAAAGUGUUACUUUAAGUUUUCUUUUUAUAGUUUUUUUCUUUUUCAAAAGUCAAAGAAGUUACUGCAGGAUUCCUACAUAGGUCUGAGUAAAAACCAGACAUGUAUUUUGAUAAGCUUUAGUUAAUAAGUAGUGUCUGAUCAGCACAAAUCUUUAAGUUUUUCUCCAGCUAUGAGAAUACACAUUUUUCUGGUGUGUAAGACUGUUUCCACACUUUUUGAUAUGUUCAUAUGUUGAGGGCUCUGGCUUGGUGAGAAUUACUUCAAGAUCACAAAAGCAGAUUUGGUGCUUGACCUAUUUAAUCUAUUUAUAAUUGCAAUAAAAGGCAAAAAAUGUGACAAAAUCUCAGUGUACUUGACAUGCUGUCAUUAGGGCUGUUGCUUUCUCCAAACCUGAGUAUAAUUCCUGCUCAAGUUUAUGAAAGUGCAUUAUAGAGUCACAAGAAUUAAUGCUUUCCUCUGAAAUCAAUAAAGUGAUCAAAAACUA
This is a messenger RNA of Notolabrus celidotus (New Zealand spotty), 2412 nucleotides long. RefSeq names its product akt interacting protein (gene aktip). The transcript is spliced from 10 exons. The record is from RefSeq and is a predicted model, not a curated record. NCBI's taxonomy places the organism in Eukaryota, Metazoa, Chordata, Actinopteri, Labriformes, Labridae. Bases 212 to 1102 code for a protein of 296 amino acids.